ACAAUCUGAAAACAUGGCUUUAAGUGUAAAAUACCGAACUUGUCCUUUAACAUGACUAAUGUCAGAAAUUUGCUUAUUUUAAUUAAUUAAUUAUCUUCCACCAUAGUAUUCCUUGCUUUCACAUUUUUCAAAAUCCCAAAACUUUAUUUCCAACUUUAAGUCAGAUUUUGAAUCCUAGACCCUACUGUAUGUAAAUACUAUAUUUUAAUAAUUUUGCAUCAAAUAAUUACAGUAUUUCAAUGUAUUAUUACAGCCCGUAAACUAAGAAGAGGACAAAAGGCUUCAGAAAAAUUUCUUGGGCCAAAAAUUGGGCUAAACUCCACCAAGCAUAAGCAAUGGCUGCUGUAAUUACAGCAAAACAGUGACUACUGGUUCUGCACAUCACCUGGUGUAAUGGCCAAUACCGUUGCUACUCUGGUGGUCCAAACUGAACUCCUACCCUCGCAGACGUCCUCCUCUCUCUCCCCAUUUCCUUCUCUCCUCCCCACUGUAGAAGAUGGCGAGGAGGAUGGAGAGAAGGAAGAAGAAGAAGAAGAAGAGGGAAAAGAAUCAGGUACAGUGGUGCUCGCAGGGGAUAUAGUGACAUCAUCAACAGCACCUGCUACACCGGUAGUGCAAAAUCCAGAGCAUCCAUUUCAGUGUUUGGACUGUGGAAAGAGUUUCAAGUGGUCAUCUAGACUAGCACAUCAUCAGAGGAGCCAUAACAAUGAGAGGCCAUAUCGCUGUACCACCUGUCCUAAGGCCUUCAAGGGUUCUUCUGCACUUCUUUAUCACCAGAGGUCUCAUUCUGGAGAGAAGCCGUAUAAGUGUGAUGACUGUGGUAAAGCAUUCAAGCGCUCCUCUCUUCUACAGAUUCAUCGCAGUGUGCAUACAGGUAUUCGCACUUUUCAGUGUUCCUACUGCCCUUUGACCUUCAAGUGGAGCUCACACUACCAGUAUCACCUCCGACAGCACACUGGUGAAUCCCCAUACCCAUGUGACAGCUGCUCUAAAGCCUUCAAGAACUCCAGCAGUCUGCGUCGUCAUAAGAACGUACACCUAGGCUUCAAGCCUUACAUCUGUGAUGUCUGCAAUAAAGCUUUUAGUCAGUCCACUAAUCUGCGACAGCACAUGCGUAUACACACGGGUGAACGCCCGUACAUCUGCAGUGAAUGUGGGAGAAGCUUUACGCACUCUUCAAACUUGGCGCUGCAUCGCAUCUCUCAUGUAGAAGGAAAAGGGAAGGGUGCUGGGAAGACGGCAGGGCCUGGCUCAAGGUCCGCCCCUGCACAGGUGGAGGUGGUGCUCACAGAAGAUUUGAGCACUGUUGGCAUGACCAUUUCCGAAAUGGUCGGCCUUGUAGGUGGACAGGAGAGUGGGGUCGGGCAGGUGUUUUUGUCUCAUAAUACGCCUGCUACCUCUGGCACAACCAUCCUGCCCCAGCUUACCCUCACACCCACUUCCUCCACUGUGACAAUCACAGAGAAUAUGCAUAUAAGCAAGAUGGACACUGGCGCUAAUGUCUUGCUGUUUAGCUGUGGCAGCUGUAAUGAGACAUUUUCAACACAGAAUCACCUUGAGGAGCAUCAGGCCCUACAUUUAGAUAGCCUGGGGCGAGGUGAUUCUCGAGGGGUUGCUACCGAAAAUAACACGGAAGCAGGUAGUGUCUCACUGGUGGGGUCCACACCAUUGUUGGCAGACUUUGAAGAGGUUGUUGAAACCACCACAGUUGCAGAUAAUGGGCAAGCGACAGAGUUACUUGGUCUGGAUGGGGUCCGAAAUGAGUCAGAGCAAUCUCAAUAUGAUCUUCUGCAGAGCUUCACCGCAUCUGUGAGUCAAAUGUCCUCUGAUUCCAGCAUGCCAAGCUCGCAACCUGCUACAGAAUGUGCCUACUGUCAGAAAAGUUUUAAGACCAGCAAUGGCCUGACCAGACACAUAGCACAGUCCCAUCGUCUUGCUUUGUCUGAGACCCGUUCUCAGUUCAGCUGCUCAGCAUGUGAUCGCUCCUUCCCACUGCUCUCGUCUCUUCUCACCCACCAGCACUCCCACACUCCUGAGCAGAGACUGCUUGCUGAGGCGGAAGCAGAAAUUGUCUGCCCCUCUCUCUCGCUGCCUUUGCCCCCUAAGAAAGAUGAAGAUGCAGAGCGAAAGAUUCAUGUCAGUUUAAUUGCUGUGACUGAGGAAGGAGAGAAGCGAGCUGUGAAGUCACCUGCCAAAGCAUCAGGAAAGGGGAGCAAGAGAAGUGGUAGCAGCAAGACAUCUGCUACAAAUAAUGAGAGGCCAUAUCGCUGCUCUGAAUGUGGGAAAUCAUUCAAAGGUUCAUCAGGACUUAGGUACCACAUGAGAGACCACACUGGAGAGAGACCAUAUCGAUGCACAGAGUGUGGCAAGAGCUUCAAAAGGUCAUCACUGCUCUCCAUACACCAACGGGUGCACACAGGUGUUCGGGCUUUUCAGUGCCCCUACUGUGCACUGACCUUUAAGUGGAGCUCACACUACCAGUACCAUCUUCGCCAGCACACAGGUGAGCGUCCAUAUGUGUGUCAGGAAUGUGGCAAGUCUUUCAAAAACACCAGCUGUCUACGUCGCCACAGUCAGCUCCAUUCUGGUCUACGUCCACAUGCUUGCUCAGUGUGUGGUAAGACUUUCUCUCAGACCUCCAACCUCAAACAACACGAACGGACACACUCCGGAGAGAGGCCAUUCCAGUGCUCCCACUGCAACAAGAGCUUCACACACUCAUCCAAUCUGCAGUUGCACCUCCGCACACACUCCUUGCAAAAGGACUUUAAGUGCCAGUACUGUGGAAAAGAGUUUGUCAUGCAUUCCUACCUGCAAAGACACUUAAGGACUCAUACUUCGGGAGGUGCGUUAGUAUGUACGAAGGAGGCAGGAAAGGUGGCUAAACGUGGUGGGGCUUCGGAGACAACAACACUAAGUUUAAAUGUACCUGGAGGGCUUACCUCAUUGUUUUCCACUGAUAAUAAUUCCACAUUGAUUCUUUCACCCCCAAAUCUGGACAUACCUCCAAACACAUCACAAAAUUAUUUUAUGAUCCAGACGACUUCAGGACUGCAGCUGAUCCCACUGUCAACUCCCACGCCAACACAGCCAGCCCCUCCUCCACCCCCUCCACAGCCGCAAAAUUUUUUGCUUCUUCAGUGCCAGUCUAACAGUGGAAACCAGCCUAACCUGAUCCUGGUCCCCACAGCAUCCAGUACAAACACUCUUUCCACACCUUCAGAACCACAAACUCUCUCCUUGGUGCAAACCAUUCCAGGAUUGCCCCAAGUUUUGGCUCCUCCUCAAAGUCAAAUCCAGCCACUUCAAGCAGUUCAGGCACAGCAGAGAUUUAUUUUGGCCAAUAAUAAUGCUCCACUCAUCACUGCCCAGCCCCAAAGUACAUCAACAAUUGCUCGUCCCAUUUUAGGCACCCUUGGUCGUACCAGGAAAGGAGGAACUAGACGUGGACGGAAUUCUAAAGCUGCCACCCAAAAACCCGUUCAGACUGUACCAGUCAAGCAACCAGCAAUGCCAUCCAAUGCAUCUUGCACAUCUAAACAACCUCUAAGUGCCACUUCUAAUGUUUCAACAACAGAGCUCCAGCACCUUAAGGCCAAUAAUCGACCAGCUCUUUCACAUGUCACCUCUAGUCAAGUAUCUGAAAGCCCUUCUGCCCCUGCAGAUGACAUUAUGUCAGUAACACCAACUGAUAGUUCAGCUGUCCUGAGAUUUGAACCCGAGAAUGCUCUAGUUGGGGAGAAACCUGUCAAAGAAAUCUCAAGAGAGCGCUUUGUUCUGUGUUUGAAGAAAGAUAUGGACGUUGGAGAACAGGGGGAUGGGGUGGAGGUGAAGGUUGAGAUGGAAGGAAGGAAUAAUGCAGGGCCAUCAUAUGUCUUGCAGAUUGAAGAAGAGGGACAGCAAGAAGAGGGAGGAAAUAGUGAGGGAGGAGAGAAUUCAUAUGUCCUUCGGUUUCAGACAGAGGAAGAACAUGAGAGGGAUGGAGGAAAAGAGAAAGCUGAAAUGGUCUCUCUUAACUUACUCCAAGAGUGGGCAGGACAGACAGAAGGGCAUGGAAAUACAGACACUGAGGGAGGUGUUGAAGUAGAGAAGUCAUUUGUACUUCAUUUUCAAACUGAGCCUCAGAGUGAGGAUGACAUUCAGCAAAGCUCAGGUUUCAUAGGAGGACACGGUGAGGAUCUUACCUUGUCCUGCCAUCCUGCUCAAGCCUUGGUGCCCCUGGAAGGGCAGGAUGUGGUCUUUGAGCUGGGUAAUGAAACAAAAAUGCAUGAAAGCACAGGUCAUGGAGAAAGUGUUCAAAUGAUUGCACUGAUUGAGGAAGAGGGCAGUAGUUCGGGAGCAAGAGGCAAUUUUAAAAGAGCUGUUGGGCCAAACUCUGGGCAAAUGGAGGGCAUCUUUCAGUUAGAAGGAGGAGAGGGAAUUGUUAUAAUUGAAGUUAGCACUAGCAGUUUGAGAGAAAGUGGAAUAGAUGCAUCAGAAGUAGGACAUACUUUAGUGGAAGGAAACGAGGAAAAGCAAGCGAAUGACACACAAGAGGAAUUGACAUCAGAGGGGCCAAAAAUUCCUGAGGGUGAAAGCAUAUCAUCUGAAAUGGGAAUGAUUGGAACUUAAGGCUGUUUGAAUUUAUUAAUUUAUUUACCACAUCAUUUUCAUACUGAAAUUACAUCAAGCGGGUGUUGACACUCCUCAUUCUAAAGUGUUGCUUUCGGACAGAUAUUGAUAGUUUUAAAAAUUAGGAUGGUGAUGACAUGACAGUAUUGUAGCAGUAGGACCAAUACCGGACCUACAAGAACACUGAAAACAUAAUUGAGAUUUGUCCUUUGCACAAAUAGACCUUUUAGGACACAUCAUUUGUUCUUAGCUGUUUUUUCCAUAGACUGCACUUUUUGGGUUUAAGCAUAUUGCUUGAAAUUAACAAUUCACCUGGCCCCUACGGGGAGCUGUUUCACAAACCGCAAUCAUCAAACACACUUCAGCUAAAGAAAAAUGUUUCUGAUUGAAGGAAAUCCCUGGUUCUGUUGUACAUCCAGGGUGCACUUAUAAACUAUUUUGAGCUUUGCUGUCAUGUUGACAGUGACUGUAUAAAAUUAACUUUUGUAAAUAUGUCUGCUCUGUUUGUUUUCAUUAAUAAUAUUGGUACUAGAUUAUGAUCAUUACCAAUAAAAAGGUAUGAAUGUUGU
This is a messenger RNA of Misgurnus anguillicaudatus (oriental weatherfish), 5180 nucleotides long. Lineage: Eukaryota; Metazoa; Chordata; Actinopteri; Cypriniformes; Cobitidae. The record is from RefSeq and is a predicted model, not a curated record.